Messenger RNA from Knipowitschia caucasica, 747 nucleotides. The record is from the annotation of a GenBank genome assembly. NCBI's taxonomy places the organism in Eukaryota, Metazoa, Chordata, Actinopteri, Gobiiformes, Gobiidae.
AUGCAGGCGCUGCGCUUGGCUGUGGUUGCGGUCCCCAUGGGUUUGCUGCUGUCCCGGACAAUGGCGUGGAUGUCCAGCGGCAGAACUCACACAGAACUCGUGAGCCGACUGAGAGAUCAUGGUGUGAUCAGACAUGACAGAGUUUUUGAAGCUAUGCUUGCAACAGACAGAGGGCUGUACACCAGAGAUUAUCCCUAUGCUGAUUCUCCACAGUCUAUAGGCUACAGAGCUACCAUCAGUGCUCCACACAUGCACGCUCAUGCUCUUGAAAUACUACACGACAAACUCACUGAUGGAGCAACCGCUUUAGAUGUGGGUUCUGGAAGUGGUUAUCUUACUGCCUGCUUUGCACGGAUGAUGGGUCCAACAGGUCGAGUGGUGGGUAUUGAGCACAUUGAUGAACUUGUAAAAAUGUCUGUUAGAAAUGUGCAAGCAGAUGAUCCGGAGCUUAUUUCCUCUGGCCGUAUCAGAUUUGUUGUUGGAGAUGGGAGGCUGGGUCACUCAGAAGGGGCCCCCUAUGAUGCCAUCCAUGUUGGAGCAGCUGCAGCGACUCUUCCCAAGGCGCUACUGGAGCAGCUGAAACCAGGUGGCAGGCUGGUCCUUCCAGUCGGUCCAGACGGUGGCAGUCAAGUCUUAGAACAGUAUGAUCGACAGAGUGAUGGCACCUUCCUGAAGACGGCUUUAAUGGGAGUGAUGUAUGUCCCGCUCACUGACAAGAGGCAUCAGUUUCCUGGUGGAGAGCUCUGA